AUGCCUGGAGUUCCGUCCAAUAAAGCAUGCGAGCGGUGCAAGAAAAGACACCUGAAGUGUGAUGAAGCGCGUCCGAAGUGUCAACGAUGCAUCAAUGCUGGUGUAGACUGUCCCGGAUAUGUUCAAACGCGCAAGUUCAUUGAUCAGGGUGCUGCCGUGAGGCGCCGGUACGCCCCUUAUCAUGGCGAGGAAGCUUCUAAUCGUCACCACAGUCCAAUCGGCGCCCCAACGAGCACGCUUCCGGGCGAUCCUUCGAGCUUGAAUCAUGACGCCGCCAAGCAGACAAUGCCAAGCCCAAGUCAGUUCCCAUCUGGAGCAGCAACAGCGCCCGCAUCAGGUCCAGCCUUUGGCAUAAGUCAGCUUGUUUCACACUCCCCAGCAGGGGCCUCGUCUCAAGCAAGCUCCCCAGGCGCAAGCAUGCAAGCACGUCAUGCUAUUCGAACUCCUGACUGGGCUGCUCGGGAGAUUGAUCCGAUCGGCAUGGUAGGUUCGGAUCCCGUCAUUGGUCCUGGAUGGAAUGAUGUUCGAAGCUCAAGUACUUCGAACCACGCAUUCGAUAACUCAUCGUACCCUAAUGCUGCGAUGGCGCCUCGACGAAGUCAAGCUUCGUCACAUGCGGAGCAUACUUCGCACAGUCCAUCUCAGGCAGACGAAAAUGAAAGCAUUCAAGACAUGUAUUCCGACCUCAUAAGUGGUUCUGGAUAUGAAGAAUCAUUCUUAGUACGAUACUAUGUCGAGACCUUGGCGCCAUGGUUAGAUCUUUCUGACCCUCGCAAAUUCUUUGCGACUCAUGUUCCGCUACGAGCCAAAGACGAUGUGGCUCUUCAAUACUCCAUCACUGCUCUGGCCGCGAAGCACCUUGGUAGAAUGAAAGGAGUGAAAAUCACCGAAAAUACUGGGUUAUUCACAACUCCUGCGAUACUGGAAACGUACCCUGAUGUGUCGGAUUCAGAGUGGCUGCACAAAGCCACCAUGUACGGCUACCUGGCUGGCCAGCGACUGAACACUGCUCUCUCCGAAUCCUACACAGCAGUAUCCAGCUCUGCUGUGCUGAAAUCCCCUUUCGAGACAAUCAAUGACUGGCUGCGUAAUCAAUCUAAAAACGGCCCCUUCGACCCACAAACUCAAUCCACUCUAGGGAAGAAACUAGAAAACUCCCUCGCUGUUUCGACAAUUCUCAAUCUGUACAAAUCAAUGGAUGAGCCGGCCGAGAAAUGGCAUUCACAUCUCUCCGGUGUCAGACCGCUCUUCGAAUCCAUCGUUAACCUUUAUGAAGGCAUAACACCAGACCCUAAAAGCUUCCCGCAUGGCGUUAUUGCGGCGUUCUGGAACUUUGUCCAUCAGGACUACUUGAGCUCAUUUCUCAAUCGUGUGCAGACACACUUGGAUCCCAGCAAUUUCAAACUCUGGAGGUCUGCCGGUAUACCACUUGAUGAUGAAGGGACCAUCGGGCCUACCAGUGACACUUUUCUUCUUCAAGAAGACCUCUCCUUUCAUUCUCUGGCAUGGCUCUCAUGCAAAGUUGUCAACUUUCUAGCCGACUCGAAAAAAUCGUCCCUGCAACAACUGGUUCGCUCUCCAUCUAGUGAGGGGUCGGAGGGCUCCACCCCGUAUCCCACGACUUCCACAUGGCUGGGGCUUUCGUUCGAGUACCAAACAUGGGUCGAACGACUGCCAGAAUCGAUCCGCCCUUGCGUGCGCCUUGAGAAGCCGCGUAACCUGUCACAUCCGCCCGAGACAAGUCCUGUCCCGUUUCCUGAGAUCUUCUACUCCUUACCAUCGUAUGCCUAUGCGAUGCAAGUGUGUCAUUUCGGCCGCCUCGCAUUGUCUCUGAACCGCCCGACCGAUGCGGUCACGGCUCCGAGCACCGCCUUCGACCGCGUGCAGGGGUAUCGCGAGCUGACCAAGGAGGUGGACUAUCGGUGCCGGGAGAUCAUCGGGAUCGCGCUGGCUCGGCCAUCGAGUUGUGCGCGUGUGUACAUGACACCCCUGCUGUUUGCGGUGGGCCAGUUCCUCGAAGCGCCGGAGGAACGCCAGAUACUAGUGAACCUGCUGCGCGGCAUCGAGGCGGAUCUGGGAUGGGAGACCGACUCGAAGACGAGGAAGCUGCAGACGCUGUGGAGCCAUCAAUAG
Aspergillus aculeatus ATCC 16872 is the source of this 2133-nucleotide messenger RNA. Its product is annotated as Zn(II)2Cys6 transcription factor. Lineage: Eukaryota; Fungi; Ascomycota; Eurotiomycetes; Eurotiales; Aspergillaceae. Gene Ontology annotation, cellular component: nucleus. The coding region runs from base 1 to 2133 and encodes 710 amino acids. The record is from RefSeq and is a predicted model, not a curated record. Gene Ontology annotation, molecular function: transcription cis-regulatory region binding; DNA-binding transcription factor activity, RNA polymerase II-specific; zinc ion binding. Gene Ontology annotation, biological process: positive regulation of transcription by RNA polymerase II. The transcript has 5 exons.